AUGAACUCUAAUAACACAACUGCUGGGAAUGUUUCUCUUAUUCAGGAGAAUGUAGGUUUGGAAAUACAGUAUUCUGUGGAUAUUAUCUUAAUAACUGUACUGACAUCUUUUCUAAUUUUACUCACAGUUCUAGGCAACACUUUUGUUAUAGUGGCUUUUAUAAUAGACAAGCGACUCAGAAAUCAGUGUGACUUUGUGCUUCUUAAUUUGGCCAUUUGUGAUUUUUUAAUAGGAGCAUUCACAUGCCCUAUAUACAUACCAUAUAUUUUGACUGGGAAGUGGAAACUUGGGAGAUUUCUUUGCAAACUGUGGCUAACUGUUCUUUAUACUGUCAGCACGGCGUCAACAUUUAAUGUUGUUCUUAUCAGCUUCGACAGAUUUCUUUCUGUGACAAAAGUUGUUUUGUAUCGAUCACUGCAAAACAAAUGGAGUCAUAUUUUCGUGAGCAUCGCAUCUGUGUGGAUUUUCGCAUUUCUUCUAUAUGGCCCUACCAUUCUUUUCUGGAAAAAUGAUGCUAUUGACAGCAGUGAUCCUCUUACCACAUGUGUUGCUGGAUUUAAUGACAUUUGGUAUGUUAGUUUUGGAAUAUCCUGUGCAGAUUUUGCUCUUCCAGUGAUUAGCAUUUCAUUCUUUAAUUUGAGCAUUUACUGCAAUAUAAAGAAACGAGACAGAAAGAAAAGGCAGAAAUCAAUAUUAGAAAAUUCCAAAGGAAAGGAAAAUGAUGGAAAGCUAAACAUCAUUUCAACAAAUAAUGUUCUAUUUUCUGCACAACUACACACAGCAGAGAACCGUGGAACUAAGAAAAGACUUUCACUGUCUCUCAGGCAUUGCUUUCCCUAUCGGAAGCCAUCCUCCUUUAUCCAAAAUGAAGCUACACCCCAACAUAGAAAGAUUUCUCCGGUUAGUCUUUCACGGGAUGAAAAAAUUGCCAAAUCCCUAUCAGUCUUAAUUGGUGUCUUUGUCAUUUGCUGGGCUCCUUAUUCAUUUCUUACAAGUAUCCGUGCUGCUUGCAGUGGUUAUUGUGUUGAUUCCUACUGGCAUGGAAUAACUGCAUGGUUGUUAUAUAUGAAUUCAGCAAUCAAUCCUAUCCUUUAUCCUUUGUGCCAUAAAAGUUUUAGGAAAGCUUUUAUUCUGGUUGCAGAAAAAAUCAAGAAAUUCCUCAAAAUAUAA
Messenger RNA from Xenopus laevis (African clawed frog), 1170 nucleotides. Its product is annotated as histamine H3 receptor-like. The transcript has 3 exons. The record is from RefSeq and is a predicted model, not a curated record. Bases 1 to 1170 code for a protein of 389 amino acids. Lineage: Eukaryota; Metazoa; Chordata; Amphibia; Anura; Pipidae.